This is a messenger RNA of Hypomesus transpacificus, 2812 nucleotides long. It is a transcript of the gene stk17al, whose product is annotated as serine/threonine kinase 17a like. Gene Ontology annotation, molecular function: ATP binding; protein serine/threonine kinase activity. Gene Ontology annotation, cellular component: nucleus. Gene Ontology annotation, biological process: positive regulation of apoptotic process; protein phosphorylation; intracellular signal transduction. The coding region runs from base 266 to 1363 and encodes 365 amino acids. NCBI's taxonomy places the organism in Eukaryota, Metazoa, Chordata, Actinopteri, Osmeriformes, Osmeridae. The record is from RefSeq and is a predicted model, not a curated record. The transcript has 7 exons.
GAAAUCGCACAAACAUUCACCUCAUGUGUCUGAGCAGCCGCUUGUUCUUUUCCGAGAGCUUCUACCCUCUGUGAUAUUAUUGUUUGGAUAUAGCGAGAGCUUAGAGUUCUGAGGAAUAACUUGGAAGUCCUAAGAUCUGUGCCAGUUUAGGGUUCCUCUGUACUAUUAUCAUGCAAUUGACUUGGAUAUCUUAAAUAAGAUCGACUUGAACGUCUAUAACUAGAAAUAAAUCAUUUUCAAGCGGAUUGCGUUGCCAAAUUGAAACAUGAUGAACAAGAACGGCAUGGUGACAAAAAUCCACACCAGAAUAAGGACCGAAUCUUUCACAAGCAAUUAUGAGCUUCUUGGCAAAGAAUUGGGCAGGGGAAAGUUUGCCGUGGUGAAGAAGUGCAUUGAGAAGGCGACGGGGAAGGAACACGCCGCCAAGUUCCUGAGGAAGCGGCGGAAGGGCGGAGACUGCCGCAUGGACAUCAUCAACGAGAUCGCUGUCCUGGAGUCAGCCAAGGCCAACCGCUACGUGGUGGCUCUGCACGAGGUGUACGAGACCAGCUCGGAGAUCAUCCUCGUCCUCGAGUGUGCUGCGGGCGGGGAGAUCUUCAACCAGUGUGUUGCCGACAACGACGAGGCCUUCACAGAGAAUGACGUCAUCAGACUGGCGAGGCAGAUCUUGGAUGGUGUGGCUUUUCUGCACUGCAACAACGUGGUGCACCUGGACUUGAAGCCCCAGAAUAUCCUGCUGACCAGCGCCAGGCCUCUGGGGGAUAUCCGCAUCGUGGACUUUGGCCUGUCCAGACGCAUGGACAGUGUGACAGAGGUCAGGGAGAUCCUGGGCACCCCGGAGUAUGUUGCUCCAGAGAUCCUGAGCUAUGAACCCAUCAGCACAGCAACAGACAUGUGGAGUAUCGGGGUGUUGACGUACGUCAUGCUGACGGGGGAGUCUCCCUUUCUGGGAGACACCAAGCAGGAGACCUUCCUGAACGUCUCCCAGGUCAACGUGGACUACUCCCAGGACACCUUCGAGGGGGUCUCCCCUCUGGCAAUCGAAUUCAUCAAGUCCCUCCUCAUUAAGAACCCCAGGAAGAGAGCCACUGCAAUGGACUGCCUCAGUCACCCCUGGCUAAACGGCCCCUCCCACAACCACCUCCACCACCUCCCCAGCCCCGUGUCCUCAUUGGAUGAGCCUGAAAUGAGCCAAUCAGAGUCUGAGCCAGAGAGCCCCGCCCCCUGCCCAGACCUGGACACCAGAGGCUCGUACCUGACGUGCCCGGGCCAGGGGGAGCUGAAGGCAGGCAGGGACACCUUCUCCUUCACUGAGACACACUUUCCCACACGGCCAGAGAUCCAGCAGGAGCUCAUAUGCUGAGGUGUGGACCACUCCUGCCUCGUCCACUGACUGAAGAGAUGGACAGUGAGAGCCUGUGUGGUCCGAUACUGGGCCCUGCUAUUGCUCUGUCUGUGUGACUGUAUGCAUGCAUGCUGCUGCUGCUGCGGUAGGUGUGUGAUGUCUCUUGACAUCUUUAAACUCAUGCCCGAGUGUGUGUGUGUGUGUGUGUGUGUACCCUAUGCUGGUAGCUGCUUGUCUGAAGUGACACAAGUGCACUCUCUGCAUGUGCAGCCCAGCCGCUGACCUGUGUGGCUGGACAGAGGGACAAAUGACUUCCUGACAUGGUGGGGGUAGGCAUCGCCAGGUUGCCAUGGGCGUUAGCCCUUGUUGUUUGAACCAGGGCUCUGAUCUUUCCUAUGACUUCAGUCCUUGUGAACUGGUGGCAGGACCAGUUUGAUUCCUUCCCAGGAUGACCUCCUCUGUGCCUUCCUGGAUGACAGUUAUUUACAGGAUGAAGGAUCCAGAGGGGACGAUGACUGACCCUGCUUAGAAAGCAAAAGAGCACCAGGUCAGGGAAGUGACCUCACGGAACCCAAUCACAAGUGUCAAAUGCGUGUUUUAUGUAUGUGUGUUUUUGUGUGACCACUUUUGGCUCCCAAAUAUACAAAGUCACCAGGAUGCCCACAAUGUUGUAGUUUAAAAGACAAUCUCGAGCACUUUCUGUACAAUUUCUGUCGUUGAUCUUCACAUAUGGUAAGAAACCAAAGUCUUGAUAAGAUGUAAAGCACAGUUGAGUUAAGUGACUUUGACUCCAUUCACAAAUGACACAAAUGUACAUAGUUUCAGUCCACUCCAUGUUGCAUCACUCCUCCACCACGUGCCUCACAGUAGCCUCUAUUGUGAUUUGUUUAUGGUUUUCCUGUACUUUUGUAAGAAUAUUUUGCUAUUGUUGCACAAAUUGUCCUUCUGUAUACUGUCAUUCAUUUGCCAUUCGAUAUAUCGCCAUGGAUAUCCUUCUGCUUAACAUAGUGAUGCGUUCAUAAGAGAGGAGUCUGGUGAUUUCACAAGCGGUUCAGUUUGAUGUUUGACUUGAUUGGUGGCUUAAAUUAUUUUCUGUCCUGCAGAGGUCCAGCUUAGUAAGGCCCGACAGCUUUUUGUAAAACGCCACGUAGGAGAGAAACAAGAUAAUUUUUUUUGAGAAAUUCUUGUUUUAAAAAGUACUGAAAUGUAUGUUGUGUUAAAGAUUAAUCUCUAAAAUAUUUUUUCUAUUCUUUUAAGAAGCGUAACUGUUAAACAAAGAUUGUACUGUAUAUUUCUUUUUUUUACAUGGUCUUUGUAAUUAUUUGUCUUCCAUUCCUGUUUUCUACUAAUGAACUUCAGGUAGGUUUGCACUUGUGUCCAUUUGGACUACAUUAAAAUUAAUAAAUAUUGUUGGCAUGCCUAGAAAAAUGUAUUGAAUGAGAGAAUAAAUAUACAUUUUGUAUCAAA